GGGCUGGGAAGAGGCGGCCCCAGCUGGGUUGUUUCGCUUGAGUAGGUGCGGGCGCAGCUUCCCCCUCCCUGCCGCUCCCCCCCUCCCCCGCCCGGAAGGCGGACGGGCUGGGGGGAGGCGCGAGCUGCUCACCCAUCCCCGGGGCGGGCGGCUCGCGAGGUUGAGCUAGGAGCAGCGGCAGAGAGAAGCCCCUCUCAGGUGGGGGAGUGCAUGCCUGGGAGAAACUGGAUUUGUGAGUUCAUCCUUCAGUGAUUGAUGUGUUUUAAGCCACAAGGCAGUCAUGCCGUAGAAUGAGAAUCAAAAAAUGGAACCUUUUCUCAAGAAUUUCAAGGUUUAGGAUUUACUUGUCUUUGGUUCAAGGACAGAAGAACCAGACAAUUCAUACAGAACCAGAUCAUUACUUGAGGAUUCCUGAAAUUUCUCAUAGGAUUGCAAGAAAAUUGAGGGUUCUGAUUGUACUUCUAGUCCAGGGGAGGUAAGAAGGAGCUAAACAUUAGGAGAGUGAGGACUGCAGCCAAAGCCUCAUCAGAAAAUAUAUACUUCACAGAACACCUCACAACUGAACUAAAUACAGGUUUACUACUUGUGCCUGUCUCAUCUUACCUACCUCACUUCCUUUCUGGUUGGAAAUGAAAAUUGGGAACCAAUAGAAUAAAAUCUGGAGACUUGGAAAUGGUCCAACUGUAGUGAUGAGUUUGACAAUUUCACACCAUGGGAAUCUCACCUGUGCCUCAAUAAACACAGAUUAUCAGCUCUCAGCUAGAGAUUGCCUAAGAAGCUGGGACUUGGAAGAUUAAAAAAGCAAAGCAAAAGAAACAGAGGUACAAACCUAGGCAAAAAUUAUUUGCCUAGAACCUUGGUGCCAUCUCUUUUGGCCUCAAGCUUGUGUAGCUCCUGCGAUUUAGUUAGUGUAUACAGUACUGUUCUUCCACUUGUGCCUAAAUGGGACAACAACCCAACAGCCAGACUGAAGACGAAGGGGUGAAAAGCAAAGUCCAUGGCAACUUAUCCUUGCCAAUUAUGUGGGAAGAUACUCCUUACCCUGGAAAAAUUCACUAUCCACACUUACUCCCACACAGGGGAACGUCCUUACAAGUGCUUGCAGCAAGGCUGUGCAAAAGGGUUCAUUUCCAAAUAUAAGCUCAUCAGGCACAUGGCCACCCAUUCACCACAGAAAUCCCAUCAGUGUGUUCACUGUGAGAAGACAUUUCACCGGAAAGACCACUUAAAGAAUCAUCUCCAGACUCAUGAUCCCAACAAAAUGGCCUUUGGGUGUGAUGAGUGUGGAAAGAAGUACAACACCAAGCUUGGUUACAAGCGGCAUUUGGCUCUACAUGCAGCCAGCAGCGGAGACCUCACAUGCCGAGUUUGUGCCCUAGAGCUUGGGAGCACCGAGGUAUUACUGGAUCAUCUCAAAGCCCACACAGGGGGAAAGCCCCCUAAUGGAGCCAAGGAAAAGAAGCAUCAGUGUGACCAUUGUGAAAGAUGCUUCUAUACUCGGAAGGAUGUUCGGCGCCACCUGGUAGUCCACACAGGCUGCAAAGACUUCCUGUGUCAGUUCUGUGCCCAGCGAUUUGGACGAAAAGACCAUCUUACUCGACACACCAAGAAAACGCACUCACAGGAGCUGAUGAAAGACCAGAUGCAAAACGGAGACCUGCUGGGCUCACUUAAUGCACAUUCUCCUCCAUUUCAGCUCAAAGAAGGAACUGCUACAUUGUCCCCUUUUCCUUUAGGUGUAUGUGUACAGAACAACGGGUUUGGGAAUAGCUUGCAGGCAGAUGUACAAGACAGCACACCUGGUCCCUAUGAGCAAAGCCUACAGCACUCACAACCGCUUCCAGAUUCUUUAGCAGCCAUCCAGCCUUCAGCAUCUCCAAGCUCACCUUCUUGUAACCUUCAGCAUCCCGAAUAUGACCCAAGCUCUACCUCAUACUCCCCACUCACCCACCCCAAAAAUCUACCCCUCAAAACAGGUUCAAAGGGAUUCUGCAAUAUGAACCUCCUUGAGGAAUUGUCUUUGCAAGAGCCUCACUUAGCACCCAGAAUUAGUCCAGAUCUUGAUCCAGCUAAGGGGGUUGCAGACAGAUUAAAUGUUCACAAGGAAAUAGCAAUGCCUACUGAUGCUAUGAACAGGGCGUCAUCAUCACCUGCCUCUCUGGAUAUCUCUCACCUCCUGGGGUUUUGGCAGCUGCCUCCCUCUCUCACCCAAAAUGUCCAUGGGAACAGUCCUAUGACGUUGGGACAUCGGGAAUCAUUACCCCAUAGACUCAGCUGUCUGGGACAACAGCAACAAGAACCACAGCUAGCCAUGGGCAGUGUCACUCUCAAUCAGCUCCAUCUUCCUCACAUUCCUCAUACUUUCCCUGCCAGCCCCAGCUCUACUAUCCUGCCUCAUUUUCACCAUGCAUUCAGAUGACUUCUAUUUUAAGAGUAAUUUUCUGUCAUAAACAACUUUUUAAACAGUAAAGCCAUGUGUUUUAAAGGCCAGGUAUAAUGCAAGAAUAGAAAAACAGGAUUGUCUGCAUGAGGGCAACUGGCUUCAUAUCAUAAAAUUCUGAAAAACACACAAAACCAACCAACUGCAUGUAUUGUGCCAAUCUGCCAUGAGUGUUCAUGCUUUGUACCAAAUUUUAUAUUGAGUGAGUAUUCUAUAGUAGAACUGCAAAUACUGCCAUGAUGGACAUACAAAAUGAGGGCUGCUAUAUAGGUAUGGGCCAAGGGGAAAUUAAUUUUAAGCCAUGCAUCAUAGUAAAAAUGAUAUAUAAACAGUGACCAUUUUUACAUGGCCUCUAGGUGGACCACUACAU
Molecule: messenger RNA, 2810 nt
Organism: Sarcophilus harrisii (Tasmanian devil)
Lineage: Eukaryota; Metazoa; Chordata; Mammalia; Dasyuromorphia; Dasyuridae
Gene: PLAGL1
Product: PLAG1 like zinc finger 1
Exons: 6
Coding region: 998-2419 (473 amino acids)
Molecular function (GO): DNA-binding transcription activator activity, RNA polymerase II-specific
Source: RefSeq, a predicted model, not a curated record